Dipodomys spectabilis (banner-tailed kangaroo rat) is the source of this 480-nucleotide messenger RNA. RefSeq names its product WD repeat domain 83 opposite strand (gene Wdr83os). The record is from RefSeq and is a predicted model, not a curated record. The transcript has 4 exons. Gene Ontology annotation, biological process: protein insertion into ER membrane. Gene Ontology annotation, cellular component: endoplasmic reticulum membrane. NCBI's taxonomy places the organism in Eukaryota, Metazoa, Chordata, Mammalia, Rodentia, Heteromyidae. Gene Ontology annotation, molecular function: protein folding chaperone. The coding region runs from base 61 to 381 and encodes 106 amino acids.
CGCGCGCCGGAAGCUGCCACUCUCCCAGCGGAAGAGGCGUGACCAGGUCGCAGUCUGGCUAUGUCCACCAACAAUAUGUCCGACCCACGGAGGCCCAACAAAGUGCUCAGGUACAAGCCUCCGCCGAGCGAGAGUAACCCGGCCCUGGACGACCCGACGCCGGACUACAUGAACCUGCUGGGCAUGAUCUUCAGCAUGUGCGGCCUCAUGCUUAAGCUGAAGUGGUGCGCUUGGGUUGCCGUCUACUGCUCCUUCAUCAGCUUUGCCAAUUCCCGGAGCUCGGAGGACACCAAGCAGAUGAUGAGUAGCUUUAUGCUGUCUAUCUCUGCUGUGGUGAUGUCCUAUCUACAGAACCCUCAGCCCAUGACGCCCCCCUGGUGAUGUCAUCCUCAAGGGGUCACAGUGUGGACUCCCUUUAUCCACCUUCCUGGCAUAGCCUUUGGCUGUCUCCACCUCUUGCCCUCAGCUGCUGCCCUAGGU